This is a messenger RNA of Cavia porcellus (domestic guinea pig), 6445 nucleotides long. RefSeq names its product myotubularin related protein 9 (gene Mtmr9). Gene Ontology annotation, molecular function: phosphatidylinositol-3-phosphate phosphatase activity. The record is from RefSeq and is a predicted model, not a curated record. The transcript is spliced from 10 exons. The coding region runs from base 352 to 2001 and encodes 549 amino acids. NCBI's taxonomy places the organism in Eukaryota, Metazoa, Chordata, Mammalia, Rodentia, Caviidae. Gene Ontology annotation, cellular component: cytoplasm; membrane. Gene Ontology annotation, biological process: phosphatidylinositol dephosphorylation; negative regulation of autophagy.
CAGGCCAUAAAGUGGCCUUCUCCUCUCUCCAGCUUGCCCGCCUGAGCCCUGGUGCCCUGGUGGCCGCGGCGGCUGCUGCAGAGGCAGUCGCGGCCGUUCUCUGGGGCCGAGUCCCGGGCUUGGGUGAACGGGAAGUGUCGGCGAGACGCCGGGGCCGAGCCCAGCCCCAGUCGCAGCCUCCAGCGGCGGCCAAUACGGUCCCACAGGCCUCGCCGCGCCCACCCCGGCCUGCCCCGCCCUGGGCUCCGCCCGCGGCCCGCCCGGUGCCCGGCCAGCCUCGGCCUCGAAACGGUGUGACAGCCCUGCCGCUCGGGGACCCGGCCGUCCCCAGGCUCCGGCCGUAGGGGGAGCAUGGAGUUUGCGGAGCUGAUCAAGACCCCGCGGGUGGACAACGUGGUGCUGCACCGGCCGUUCUAUCCGGCCGUAGAGGGGACCCUGUGCCUGACCGGCCACCACCUGAUCCUGUCCUCCCGGCAGGACAACACGGAGGAGCUGUGGCUUCUCCAUUCAAACAUUGACGCCAUUGACAAGCGAUUUGUGGGAUCGCUGGGUACAAUCAUCAUAAAAUGUAAAGAUUUUCGAAUUAUUCAGUUGGAUAUUCCUGGAAUGGAGGAAUGCUUAAACAUAGCCAGUUCCAUUGAGGCGCUGUCUACCCUGGACUCCAUCACGCUGAUGUACCCCUUCUUCUACCGGCCCAUGUUUGAGGUGAUAGAGGAUGGCUGGCACUCCUUCCUUCCUGAGCAGGAGUUUGAACUCUGUUCUUCUGCUACCAAUGAAUGGAGGCUAAGCUAUGUCAAUAAGGACUUUGCUGUCUGUCCUUCGUACCCACCAGCUGUCAUAGUGCCCAAGUCUGUCGACGACGAAGCUCUUCGGAAGAUAGCCGCCUUUCGGCAUGGAGGGCGCUUCCCAGUGCUAAGCUAUUUUCACACAAAAAACGCAAUGGUGAUUAUGCGGAGUGGCCAGCCGCUCACGGGCACUAACGGGAGAAGGUGUAAGGAGGAUGAGAAGCUGAUCAACGCCACACUCAGGGUGGGCAAGCGGGGCUAUAUCAUCGACACCCGCUCCCUGAAUGUGGCCCAGCAAGCCAGAGCCAAAGGAGGCGGCUUUGAGCAGGAAGCUCAUUAUCCCCAGUGGCGGCGUAUUCAUAAAUCCAAUGAGAGAUACCACGUUCUUCAGGAGAGCUUAGUCAAACUCGUGGAAGCCUGUAAUGACCAAACGCACAACAUGGACCGGUGGCUUGGCAAGCUGGAAGCCUCCAACUGGCUGAGCCACAUCAAGGAGAUCCUGACCACCGCCUGCCUGGCAGCGCAGUGCAUCGACAGGGAAGGUGCAUCCGUGCUGGUCCAUGGGACAGAAGGAACCGACUCCACACUGCAGGUGACCUCCCUGGCCCAGAUCAUCUUGGAACCGAGGAGCAGGACCAUCCGGGGCUUUGAGGCACUGAUAGAAAGGGAGUGGCUCCAGGCGGGUCACCCGUUCCAGCAGCGCUGCGCACAGUCAGCCUACUGCAGCAGCAAGCAGAAGUGGGAGGCGCCGGUGUUUCUGCUCUUCCUGGACUGCGUGUGGCAGAUACUUCGUCAGUUCCCCUGCUCUUUUGAAUUCAAUGAGCAUUUCCUCAUCGUGCUCUUCGAGCAUGCAUACGCCUCACAAUUUGGAACAUUUCUGGGCAACAAUGAAAGCGAAAGAUGCAAGCUGAAGCUGCAGCAGAAGACAAUGUCUCUGUGGUCGUGGGUCAAUCGGCCCAGUGAGCUGAGCCAGUUCACCAACCCUCUCUUCGAAGCCAACAACCUGGUCAUCUGGCCUUCCGUUGCCCCGCAGAGCCUGCAGCUGUGGGAAGGAAUUUUCCUGCGGUGGAACAGAUCCUCCAAGCACCUGGACGAGGCAUAUGAGGAGAUGGUGAACAUCAUUGAGUAUAACAAGAAGCUGCAGGCGAAGGUCAACAUCUUGCGGAGGCAGCUGGCUGAGCUUGAGACGGAGGGCGGGCUGCAGGGGAGUCCCUGAGCUGCCCAGGACCUGCCCACCUCACCUCGAGCCUGCCCUUCCAUUCCUCUGCACUCUGGAGCCUGGGGCAGGAGGCUUCACCUGGGACUCUGAUAUCAUGGCUUUGCUGAUACUGUAGAACAAAACUCACUCCAGUCACUCCUAUUUCAUGUGGCCUGCCAGGCAGCCCUGUGCUGUGGGAGCCGGAAGGAGGUGCCCGGCUUUGCUUUUCACUGGUGUCCAUGACCUAGCUAGCCAUUCGCCCGGCUGCCUCCACCUCCACCUCCACCUCCACCUCCAACCCGUAUUCCAGCCCAGUCCAGGAUACAAGACUCGUCAGGAAAUAGCUGAUGGUAAAAAAAAGGGUCAGGCUUUUAAGCAUUCAGUGUAGAAAUGUUUUCCAAAGCUGAGAUGGUGGGUAACCAAGAACUUUGUGUCUAACCUGCCAUUUCCAUUACCUUCACUUGUUAAAGCAAUCCGUCUCUGUAAAACAGUUUUAGGCCUAACAAAACUGAGUUCAUUCUCAUUCCGGCUUGUCAAGAAGGGAGAAUUGAAAUUCUACUCAACAUGAAUUCGUCCUACAAGGCUUGCACAGGUAGGGUUCUCUGAUAUUUACAGGGUUACAUUUCUUCUAAGAGGAGACCAAAAAGGUAUGUGCAGUAUAGAAUCAGAGUGAGGGUCUGUUACCCAUGGAGAACUGGUACUGUUGGAUUGGGUUGUCAGGUUUCGGGCCCUACAUAUAAAAUGCCUAUCAAAUGUUGACUGUGAACCGAAACUUCACUUACAUAGGUCUGUUAAGUUACACAGACAGUUUCCUUAAGCCUGAGCCGCGCUGCCCUGUCUGAAGUUCUUACUGCACUGGUUUAUACCUGUCUGUGUGUCUAUGUGUUUUACUUAAUUUUUAAGUAUUCAAAGAGUUUACUGAUGCAAAGGUUAAUAUUGUUCUCGUUGGCUCGAGCAGCUUGCAGCUUCAUCUGGGCUGCUUAACUGUCCGUUUUGUGUUAGGCAAAUGUGAUUUAACUGGAGCCUUUGAAUAUGGUGCAACCCUACUUGAAACCUCCAGGAGUUCCGGCAGUGUCUCAGUGUCACCAAGCAGCCUGGCUGCCGCUGUGACAUGCCGGUUUGUUUACACCUGCUGUGUUCACUCCUGGCUCAUUGUUCCUCUUCUCAACACACUGCUCCUUUCAUCAGCACUGUCCAUUCUGGCUUUCUCAUUGAGGAAUAGUGUUUAAUUUAAUUUCCACACCAUCUGUGUACAACCACUGCAGUGUGGAUCCCACCUCAGAACUUCUGUGUUGAGGCAAAAAUACCGCUUUAAAAAUUGACUCUGGCAAGAUGGACAGCCACAUCCAGAAGCCAGAGCACACAGCCAGUGCUUCAUAUCUCCGGUCACCGAGCCUUCCCUGGCCACCUCCUUCCUGAGACUGGUGGCAAAGCCCUGGCGACAACCAGUGGUCCAGAUCCUUGGGCUGAGUUUCCCCGCCUUCUCACCAAGCUCACUUUUGUUCUUGGCUCAUUUUCCUGGCUGCAGUUUUAAAUCCUAGGACACAAAUCCCUCACCAAAAGAUGGAGGGAACCAGGGAGCACGGCCCUGCCUGGCUCUGCCUGUGUCCCUUGCUGCCUCCUUGGUGAUGGCUCCUGGCAGCGGCUGGCAGUGUGGGCUUGUGUCGCUGACUUCUUUGUUUUCUCCAGGCCACACAGGAAGAAAGAUACUUUUCUUAUUUUGGGCCUGUAAGGAAAAUCACCUGAGUUUCUCUUCCUUAGAUCCUUCCAAGUGACACCCCCCCCCCCCCCCCCCGCCAGCCCUCCUGUGGACCGGGCUUGUGCGGUGGGCCCGCUUGGGUGCAGUGCGUCUGUGCUGUCUGUGCUGGUAAACACAGUGCUGUCCCCUGGUAAACAGUGAGCCAGGCGGUGCCGGCACAAGGUUCUAGUUCCUCUUUCUUUCCCUACAGAGACAGCAUUCGUCACUGUUCCUGCAAUCUUGCUUCUUAGUACUCACUUAUAAGGAGGGGUCAUCCAGGCUUCAGGUCUCCUUGCAGGUUGUAAAGACAAACUCUGGUCUCUGUGUGCUUUGAGCAGGGCCAUUUCAUAACGCAAUCGGGGGAGAGCACACAAGCCAGGGUGAUUUGAAGGUGUUUUAACAAUACAAUUCAAUUACCCUGCCCUUGGGUGAGAAGAAGAAAUAAAUGGAUAUGCCCAAGAGAAGAUUCUCGGCAAGCAUUAGGUUUAGGGAGUUGCCUGUGAUUAAAAACAAAAUGUGGUUUUAAAAACUUCGAAGAAAGAAAAGGGAGCUGAAUCAGGGAGCGAGCGAGUGCACUGCAGGGCUAGGAAGGACUGAGCUGGAUGCGCUCGGACUUGGAUGUGUCCGCCACGGCUGCCGUCUCUGUUCCAGUGGAGGGGGCCAAGUGGAUACUGCAGUUGUAAAGUGGGGUCAUAAAGAAGCCCCACGAAGACCAUUUUAAACACACAGAGGACCGCUGUCGUCCUGUGUCAUUAAGACAAGGGUUCUCAGGUUUAAAUGAAUAGUUUUUGAAAACCAGAACAUAGCUAAUGUUUUUGGUCUGAGACUUUUCAGUAAUUAUUUGGUCCAAAUUAUUAGGUUUGAAGAAAAGCAGAAAUAAUAAACUAAUAGUUUACACUGAGCUAUAAAUGUAUUUUAUUUCUAAGAAAAACAAGGCUGCCGAAGUAAGAUUUUUACAGUGAUUUUUGGGCAACCUUAGGAGGACCAUGACGGAUAUUUACUGAAAAUCCCACAGAAAGGACUUUAAAACUUCUUUAUAAAGAAUUUAAAAGGGUUUGAACUUUGAGGCCUGACUUAGAAGUAGGAUCUCAUUUAUUUUAAAAGAUGUAGUGGAAUUUGAGUCUUUCAUUCAGCCAGCAAUUGGUUUACAUUUUUAAAAAAAUCAAUAUCAUGGGAAAGAUUUGACCAGUAAUUUAGUGUCUUGAGGUGAAAAAUAGUAACAUUUCGUUUCAUUUUGAAAAAUCUGCUUAAGUAAGCACAGCGGUUUUCUGGUAUCAGAGAACUGCUGUGGCUGGUCCUGGGUCAUCGGGAGCCUUUACUUUCAUACCUCACUCUGAGGCAGAGGCUUUACUCCUUCCCCACACGCAGAUGGAAGAGGUGAAAGCUGCAUGAACAUUCUUCAUGAGAAAAAGUACUUCCUGGACAGCAGCUGGGCAGUGUUUAGAACUGUUCCCGUCCUGGGCCCCUGACCCUCCCCAGGGCUGAGGUCACAGGGCACAUCCGGGACAGGUGUGCGCUACACCUGCCGCCACUUCCACUCACCGCUGCUAUUCCUUUCCUCGAAGAAACCCCUUCCAGAGCUAUUAUUUUAAGUUAUUGCCAAAUAGUAUUUUUGUGUUUUUCACGGUGAGAACAGAAAACAUCGAAAGACUGACUUCUGUUUUAUUUAUUCUUAGAUGAUAUGAAAUGCUAAUUUUUUAUGUCAGUUUUCCAGUGUUUCGUUUCUUAAAUAAAACUGUUUUUACCUUCACUGAAUCUCUAUGACCCCCUGUCAACAGUGUCUCCUUUUUUUAAACCAGUGGUCUCAGAGGAGUCCAUGUGAAAUUCCAGGACUGGGUUUGAAAAGUACUGAACUUGUUACCUAAGUUCUAAGAGACAUAAGGCACGGUCUCUAAGCAGAGCAUAGUUUAUGUUCAGCUGAAGGUCGGCAUUGGAGCUCCCUGUGGACCCCGCAUCCUCCUGUCCUGACCGGAGCUCCCUGGCUGUGCAGCCACCUGCAGGUCUAGGGAUGGAGCAGGGCUGUGCGGCACUGGCCCCGUGUGUCAGACCAGUCACUCGCCUCACUUUUAAACUGCGUGUGUCCUUGGUGAGGUGAGUUAUUCUACAUUAUUCAGAACCCAUGUAGGUCUGGUCCCAUCUACACUAAAAAUACUGUACUUGCACAACUUAGUUUAUAGAAAACAGAAUGGGUAUCUCUACUAUUCCGGUAUGUGGGUUGCACUCUUGACAUAUUUGAAUGUGACUCUUGGAUUUAAGUGCACUAUGAGUCUCGUCCUCCAUGUAAAAUUGCACUGUAUGGCUCAUGUGUCUGUAAUGUAUGCUUUGCUGAACCUCAGAGUGCUGUAAGGUUAGGGUUUUUAUAUUGUGAACCUAAGUAUAUAUAUAUAUAUAUAUAUAUAUAUAUAUAUGCGUGUUUAUAUAUAGCAUUAGGGAAAUCCUGAACUUUUGCAAAUCUGUGUAACCUUUUAAUAUUCUUUGUAAUAUUUACUAAGUGAUGAGUUCACUUAUGUCCUGUAAUUGGGCUUGGUCACCUGGAAUUGGCUGGUUUAACAAGCUGAGUGUGCGGAGUCAAGCAGCAGUCUCAUCGAAUGUGACACUGUUCUCAGUGUGUGACGCUUGUGUAUGGUGUUCCCCCCCAGCCACACAGGACAACACGUUGCACAGAUGCUAGUGUUAAAUUUCUAGACAAUGGUAAUAAAAUUUGAAUAUAUUCAAUGCUGAUAA